Molecule: messenger RNA, 1241 nt
Organism: Elgaria multicarinata webbii
Lineage: Eukaryota; Metazoa; Chordata; Lepidosauria; Squamata; Anguidae
Gene: C1QL3
Product: complement C1q like 3
Exons: 2
Coding region: 22-789 (255 amino acids)
Molecular function (GO): protein binding
Source: RefSeq, a predicted model, not a curated record
GCCGGCGCGCUGGGGGUGGUCAUGGUCCUGCUGCUGGUCAUCCUCAUCCCGGUGCUGGUCAGCUCGGCCGGCACGUCGGCCCACUACGAGAUGCUGGGCACCUGCCGCAUGGUCUGCGACCCGUACGGCGGCACCAAGGCGCCCAGCACGGCGGCCACGCCCGACCGGGGCCUCAUGCAGUCCCUGCCCACCUUCAUCCAGGGCCCCAAGGGCGAGGCCGGGCGGCCGGGCAAGGCCGGGCCGCGCGGGCCCCCGGGGGAGCCCGGGCCGCCGGGGCCCAUAGGCCCGCCGGGAGAAAAAGGCGAGCCCGGGCGGCAAGGACUGCCGGGCCCGCCCGGGGCGCCAGGCCUGAACGCGGCCGGGGCCAUCAGCGCCGCCACGUACAGCACCGUGCCCAAGAUCGCCUUCUACGCGGGCCUCAAGCGGCAGCACGAGGGCUACGAGGUGCUCAAGUUCGACGACGUCGUCACCAACCUGGGCAACCACUACGAUCCCACGACGGGCAAGUUCACCUGCUCCAUCCCCGGCAUCUACUUCUUCACCUACCACGUGCUCAUGCGCGGCGGCGACGGCACCAGCAUGUGGGCUGACCUCUGCAAGAACAACCAGGUGCGAGCCAGUGCAAUCGCGCAGGAUGCGGAUCAAAACUACGAUUACGCCAGUAACAGUGUAGUUCUACAUUUGGAGCCAGGAGAUGAAGUCUACAUAAAAUUAGAUGGAGGAAAAGCACAUGGAGGAAACAACAACAAAUACAGCACAUUUUCUGGAUUUAUAAUUUAUGCUGACUGAUAAUGAAGUCAAAAACUAAAUCACAUUCUUCUAAGUGAUGGAUUCACGUGGCAAAAAUCAAUGAAUCAAGAAUCCCAGAGGAUACUGGCCUGUGGACACCUCAGUAAUGGGGUCAAAUGCUACCUGACUCACAUCUGUACAACCCAAGAAAGAGUGUUAAAACAAAAUAUAGAGCAAGCUAAACAGAUGUGCGAUCCACUAUCGCCAAAGCAAAAUACUCCUUGUUGUUAGUGUCCAUGUGAAUGAAGUCCUAUAUAGAUCACAACUUUUAUAGAGAGAAAAACAAACAAACCUUAAGGCACUGAAUAAUUUCUUCAGCAUAUAUGAUACUUUUGGUGUGCUAUGAUCUUGCUGCUUUUAUCCAUCAGCUUUGGUACUUGUGACUUACCUGCUAACUAUGAUGCGUGUGGAGCGAACUCAUACUAUGUGGUGAGGAAUGAUUUUACAAUAAA